Lycium ferocissimum is the source of this 2943-nucleotide messenger RNA. Its product is annotated as putative pentatricopeptide repeat-containing protein At1g12700, mitochondrial. The record is from RefSeq and is a predicted model, not a curated record. The coding region runs from base 1 to 1593 and encodes 530 amino acids. The transcript has 5 exons. Gene Ontology annotation, molecular function: protein binding. NCBI's taxonomy places the organism in Eukaryota, Viridiplantae, Streptophyta, Magnoliopsida, Solanales, Solanaceae.
AUGGUUAAAAUGCAGCCUCUUCCUUCUAGUCCUAUCUUCUGUAAAUUAUUUAAGACUGUACUAAAUAUGAAGCAUUACUCUGCUGUCGUUUCACUUUUUCGAGAAAUGCAGAAUUUGGGUAUCCCAAUUAAUGAUUUCAUCUUGAAUAUCGUGAUUAACAGUUAUUGCCUGAUGCAUCGUGCUGAUUGUGCAUUUUCGGUGUUACCCAUUUACUUGAAGAUUGGCAUUCCAUUUAAUGUUGUCACCUUUAACACCCUAUUAAGGGGAAUCUUUGCUGAAGAUAAGGUUAAAGAUGCAGUUGAAUUGUUCAAAAAAUUGGUGAGAGAGAAGAUUUGUGAGCCCGACGAAGUCAUGUAUGCAACUGUAAUGAAUGGUCUUAGCAAAAGGGGCCAUACCCAAAAGACUUUUAGUUUGCUCCGUUUAAUGGAGCAGGGGAAUACUAAACCCAGAAUAAAUAACUACAACAUUGUUAUAGAUGCGCUUUGCAAAGAUGGAAACUUAGAUGCUACUAUCAACCUUCUAAACGAAAUGAAGCAGAAAGGCAUUCCUCCAGACAUAGUCACAUACAAUUCAAUAAUUGAUGGUUUGUGUAAGUUCAGUCAGUGGGAAAAGGUUAAGACUUUGUUCUCUGAGAUGGUGAACUUUAAUAUUUAUCCAAAUGUGCGCACCUUCAACAUGGUGAUUGACGGACUAUGCAAAGAAGGGAAAGUUGAAGAUGCUAAGGAAGUGAUGAAAUACAUGAUCGGAAAAGGUGUAGAGCCUAAUAUAGUCACCUACAAUGCGAUAAUGGAUGGAUAUUGUUUGCGUGGUCAAUUGGAUAGAGCGAGGAGAGUUUUUGAUUUCAUGAUAGAUAAGAACAUUGAACCUAACAUUAUCAGCUAUAGCAUACUAAUAAAUGGAUAUUGUAAGAAAAAGAAACCGGUCAAGGCCAUGCAAUUGUUUUGUGAAAUUUCUCAAAAGGGAUCAAAACCUAAUAUAGUUGUCUACAAUACUAUCUUGCAAGGUCUAUUUGAAGUUGGAAGAAUAGGCGAUGCCAAAAAGUUUUUUGAUGAGAUGCUAUCUACAGGGCCCAUACCCGAUUUAUUCACUUAUGGCACUUUGCUCAAUGGUUAUUUUAAGUACGGACUUGUUGAAGAAGCUAUGUCACUCUUUCAUAAGUUGGAACGAAAGAGAGAAAAUAAUAACACUAUAUUUUACAAUAUUAUCAUUAGUGGUUUGUGCAAAAAUGGUAAAUUCGACGAAGCUCGUGCUAUUUUUGAGAAGCUUUCUUCAAUUGGAUUGCUUCCGGAUGUGAGAUUAUACACUGUAAUGAUAAAUGGAUUUUGUCUUGAAGGGUUGUUAGAUGAAGCUAAAGACAUGCUAAGAAGAAUGGAAGACAACAGUUGUUUUCCAGACAAUGUCACUUACAAUGUUAUUGUGCAAGGAUUUCUGAGGUGGUGCAAAAUUAGUGAAAUGGCAUCUUUCAUGAAGGAAAUGGAUGGAAGGGGCUUCUCAUUUGAUGCAACUACAGCUGAGUUACUGGUAAAGGCUAUAAGUGAGAAUCCUUCUGUCCUUGACAUGAUACCAGAGCUUCACUUGAAAAAUAAGAAGUGAAUAUUUCUUUCACUUGGUUUGUUCGGCUAUGCUAUCACUGUGAUACAAUUUCAUUUUUAUCCCUGCAAAAGAAAUGGCAUCCAAUGCAAUUGCAGAAGCUGAUGGCAAUUAGAACGUUGCUUGAGCUUUCUAGGCAGGCGUAUUGAGGAGGUUGCUGCAGGGCAAUUUGCUAGUACUGGAAUGGUUGUACUGAGUUAAGUUCAGAAAAUCUCUGAAAAGUUUUAAGAGUCUGAGUCACUGUUAUCUUAACGACUGCAUAUGGGACUUGCUUUUCUUAAGCUCUUUUCUUCCAUGCAGGUGUCUGUAGCAUCAGACUCUAUGUGCAACUACAUGUCUAGAGAUGUUACAGCAAGCUUUGGUUACGAUUACAUCCUUCAGCAGGGAACCUAUGGUACUGUUGACCGAGGUACCUAUGACAAUCAAGAGGUUGCAGUGUUGUCUCAGAGGGAAGAUUGAUUCCAACGGAUGUGCUGCUGCUUUCUUGGAAGAGCGAUUGAACAUGGGUCUUAAUUUCCUUCUUUCAGCAGGUAGGUGGCAUAUGGACUUUUUAAUCUUGUCGUAGCUCCUUCACAAAACACAUGUUCCCACUCGCCUUUCCUUCUGAGUUGAGGUCUUCACAGAGGAUACACCUGUUGCGGACUAUCUUGGUAAAUUGUGUUGGAGUCGAUCAUUUCUCUCUUGCCACCAGCCAUUUGAAGCAUUUAACCUUGUAAGGGUCUGUGUUUCUUCAUAUCAAUAUCCUAGGCCAUAUACAGUAUUGCCUACUACUUUGGGAGAACACCUUGUAACCUAAUUUUACUGGGAAAACGCCGAAUUUGUGUUCCUUCUAUUCGAUCUUGUCUGGUUCUGCUUGCAGCCCUUGACAUCCUCAAUCACUCGCAAAAAUUGGCUCAUUUCCUCCAUUUUGCAGUCAUUACACCCCUUUUUCAGAAGUACGUUCUAUCCUUGUGGAGACUAAUACACUUCUCCUGUUGCACGGUGAUUAGUUGCAGAGCUGAAAAUCCUGGUAAAUUGCACUGAUGUUUCACUUGCCAGAUAACCGCAUCAGAGCCCAUUCUUGUUGUUGAUCAGAUUGGUAUUAUAGGAGUGGUGUCUGUUGUAGAUGGUGUUCGUGUUGUUGUGAGUGAGCAUAGGGAUGAGUGAACCUUUUAAAUACCAAACAUGCAAGGAGAUUAUUAGAUGAUGAUCACAAGAAAUAAAUGGAUCAUAUGCCCUUAAUCUUGUAAAUAUCAACAUGCUUGGGUCUACUGCACUAAUUUUCCUGUUUAGUGUUAGCCAUUGUUUAAGAUGACAGUUUCUUUUGAACAAACUAAAAGGUGUUUCAUCUUUGUUUUUAGGGAUUAAUUUUUU